AUGACAGAGAAAUCGGAGCACCUAAAGGACGUGGCACCCACAGAGAGGAAGUCCAUGUGGAGGACCGCCGAGGAGAGGCGGAUGUCCGACCUCACCCGGGUGCUGGAGUGGCUGGAGCGGAGACAGGGGAAGAAAAGACUCAUUUUCCAGCCCUCCAGUCACGUCACCAAGAACGGGGACCCCAUCAUGUACCGAAGGCUCUACAGUAUAGACCCGAAGGGACCCCGCCUCAGCAUAAUUCCUGGCAACUACACCAAGGACGGCCCCAGGAAAUCCGACAUCAACAUCAAGGACGCCAUCGCCCUGGAGUCCACGCAGCGGCCCCUGUCCUACCGCCACCAAAGCAUCGCGGACUCCCUGCUGCAGGAGCCGCCUGCCUUCAGCGCUCGGAAGUCCACCCUCCUGAGAGACUGGGUAAUGAGCAGGACGUCCGACGUGUCCUACGAGCGCAAGCUGAGGAGCCUCAUGGAGAAGGGCGUGGAGCCCAAGGCCGAGGCCGUGAGGAUGCUGAAGCCUGAGGAGGUGCUGAGCUGCCGAUACCUGAGGUUGUCCAAGAACAACAUUCGAACCUUGCUCAAGCUGUGCAAGGAUGCAGGCCUGAAUGUGGACAUCCAUCCCCACAUGGUCGAAGGAGAGAUAGAUGCCAAAAAGGUGUUCGCCCCAAACCCCAGCAUAGCCCUCUAA
Nyctereutes procyonoides (raccoon dog) is the source of this 684-nucleotide messenger RNA. RefSeq names its product chromosome unknown C16orf78 homolog (gene CUNH16orf78). Lineage: Eukaryota; Metazoa; Chordata; Mammalia; Carnivora; Canidae. The transcript has 4 exons. The record is from RefSeq and is a predicted model, not a curated record. The coding region runs from base 1 to 684 and encodes 227 amino acids.